Clunio marinus is the source of this 246-nucleotide messenger RNA. The record is from the annotation of a GenBank genome assembly. NCBI's taxonomy places the organism in Eukaryota, Metazoa, Arthropoda, Insecta, Diptera, Chironomidae.
AUGUCUGGUGAGAAAUGUUGGAAUGGCAAACAUUCAUCAAACAUCACAUCUAAAUUUAGACUUCAUAGAAAAUUUAAUUAUAGCUGGGCGGGAGUGGCCUUCACUCAAAGACAAAACAUUUUGGAGUUUGAAUUAGUUGCUAAACUUCGUGGGCUUCUGAUUCAUGAAAUAUUUGAUAUUGAUUUGAAGUUACUCUUCAUUCUUCUUCAAGCUAUGACGUUUUUUGUUCUGACAAUAAUAAAUUAA